Amaranthus tricolor (Joseph's coat) is the source of this 3026-nucleotide messenger RNA. RefSeq names its product protein indeterminate-domain 7-like. The record is from RefSeq and is a predicted model, not a curated record. Bases 1220 to 2752 code for a protein of 510 amino acids. Gene Ontology annotation, molecular function: DNA-binding transcription factor activity. Gene Ontology annotation, cellular component: nucleus. NCBI's taxonomy places the organism in Eukaryota, Viridiplantae, Streptophyta, Magnoliopsida, Caryophyllales, Amaranthaceae. The transcript is spliced from 3 exons.
GUUUCUUGCAAUUUACAUUAAUCUAUUCAUACACUUCAUAUUGCAAUUACCCAAAAAUCAAAACUUAAAUCAUAUUUUAUAUUUGUCUUUUCCAGUGUGACAUAAUUUGUUCGCUUAAAAUUACCUAAACAACCCAAAAUUAAUCAUAAGUUGCGCUUUAAGACGCAAUUCGCAAGAAGAUUAGUGGAAUUAUGUGACACUAGUCUGUCUCAUUUAAUUUGCUACAUUUUCAAUAAUAUUUUUUAAUUCUCAUCCACACAUCUACUCUAUCUUCUAAUUAAUAUUAUCCAAUAUUUGUCACAAAUUCUUGGGUAGUAAUUGAGGAAAAAGAAAAACCUUUGUUUUUUAAUCUAAAAUUGCAAUCAUGGUCUUUCUGUGAAGUGUGCACCAUUUUAAACUCUCUAAAGAUAUAAAAAGAGGGCAAUCUUACAAACAAAACAAACAAAUCUUACUGCCUGCUAUUUCUAUGUUUGAUUGCAUUGCUUGUUUCAUGAAUUUAUUUCUAGAGAGAGAAAGCAAAAAAUGAAUACGUAGAAUAAAAAAAGAUCAUAUUCUGAAGUCUGAAAUUGUGCAGCUAGUAUUGCAGUACUAUACAGCAAUCUCAGAUAAGUAAUCCAUGGGGGGGUUAAGAAAAUGACUUCCAUGACAAAAAAUACAUAAAAAUCAUCAUCAUAUCUUCACGGGUUCAUCUAAUAAAAAAAAUAGUGUACUUUUUUCUAGUACAGAGUACGCUGAGAGAAAAUAAAGACUAGAUAGAAAAGAAGGCAACAAGAAUUGAACUCAAUGCAAGAAAAGUUGGUGCAUGCUAAUUCUCUUUUUGUGGGCUGAAUAUAUACUUAACUGUAUAUUUUAAUAGUGGACAAACAUAAAAAAACAGACGGCUAUUUAUGUAGGUAUAUGUAUGUCACCACCACAAGUGGACCUAUUUUUAUUGAAAAAAAUCUCAUCUCAUAUUUGGUUUAAUAUUCUCUUUCUCUAUCUACAUUUGGGUAGUUUUCUUCUACUUCUCUCUCUACUUUCCACUCAUCAUCUAGCUAUAUUAUCAACUUCAAAAAUACCAAAAAGAGAGUAAAAUAAUGGGAUUUUUAGUAUAGUGAGUGGGUAUUUAACUUAUAUAAGAUAUAAGAUUAGAUAUCAAACAAACAAAAGUUUGCAAAAACAAAUAAAGAUUAGUUAUUUUUUUGUUUUACUUUACUUGGAGGUUUGUUGAAGAAAGACAAUGUUCCAAGGAGCUAUGUCCAAUUCAACUUUGUCCGAGGAGACUAGCAGUCUUUCUAGCUUUAACCCUUUGAUACUACAAAGCACAACUAAUAUCCUCACUCCUUCUCAUCAUCAACAACAACAACCACCACCUCCCAAAAAGGUCAAGAAAAAGAGAAGUCUCCCAGGAAACCCAGACCCAGAUGCUGAGGUGAUUGCACUAUCACCAAAAACACUAUUAGCAACAAAUAGGUUUAUUUGUGAGAUCUGCAACAAAGGGUUUCAAAGAGAUCAAAAUCUUCAAUUACAUAGAAGAGGGCAUAAUCUUCCAUGGAAGCUUAAGCAAAGGAAUAAGAAUGAAAUUGUUAGGAAAAAAGCUUAUGUUUGUCCAGAACCUACUUGUGUUCAUCAUCAUCCAUCCAGAGCUCUUGGAGAUCUUACUGGAAUUAAGAAACAUUUUUGUAGAAAACAUGGUGAAAAAAAAUUUAAGUGUGACAAAUGCUCCAAGAUUUAUGCUGUUCAAUCUGAUUGGAAGGCUCACUCUAAAACUUGUGGCACUAGAGAGUAUAGAUGUGAUUGUGGUACCCUUUUUUCCAGGAAAGAUAGCUUCAUAACUCAUAGAGCAUUUUGUGAUGCAUUGGCUGAAGAAAGUGCAAGACUCUCAACAAACCCUUUUUCAAACCCUCUUUUUCCACCACCACAAUCCCAACAAUCAUCCCCUUCUUUCUCCACCCUUCAAACCACCCACCAAAACCCUAAUUCCUCUCUCUUCCCUUUCCCCUCUCCAUCUUCAAACUCUCUCUCAUCUUCUCCAUGGGACCCACCUAACCCUCUCAUCCACAUCAAAACUGAAAACCCUAAUAAUUUAUCUCCACCACCCUUUUUCCAACCACCCCAUAUCUUCACCAACCACUCCAAACCCACCUUACUAACUACCACCACCCUACCCUUCUCGUCGUCUGACGCCGCCCCCAUUUCUUCCUCUCAUCCGUUCCUCUCAGCCACCGCCCUUCUCCAAAAAGCCAGCUCUGUAGGCUCUCAAUCUCAUCAUCAUCCCUUAUCAACAAUACUCAUGAAUGGAUUUGAUCAUCAUGAGUUAGCAACAUUUUCCCCACAAGUGGGAGUGGGUCCCACACCCACUGCCACUACAGAGAUGGCAGCGGGUUUUACCCAAAUGGGACCCACACCCUCUACCAUAAAUAGUAAAUCCACAACAUCAACGACCAUUAAUAAUAACAAUAACAAUAAUAAUGAUCAUUUAUCCGCCAUGCUAUCUGCAUGGCGGAAGAGCAAUGAUGGACUAACAAGAGACUUCCUAGGGCUCACUGCAGGUGAUUAUAACACCAAUGCUAGUGAUGAAAUGGUUGGGAAUAUGUUAAAGUUCACGGGUGGGUUACAAUAUCAGAUGACAGGUGGCUAUGAUCGUGACAACUCAGCAUCAGCAUCAGUAUUGUUGAAGAAUCAACAGCAACAUCAAGAAGUUGAUCAUGGGUUUGGUUUUGUUGCUGCGGCUGAAACUCCUUCUGCUUCUGCAGGAUCAAGGUGGGGGUGAUUCUAGCAAAUCUAGCUAGCUACUAGAUUUUUUUUUUUUUUUUUUUUUUGUCAAUGGUCUGAAAUUAAAUUCUCCAUUUUACAUCUACAUGGUCAUGCAAAUUGCAAAGCUAUGAGGUGUAGUUUUUGGUUUUAUUUUUAUUUUUAUUUAGAGGUACGUUCUUAGAAUUAUUCUCAUAAAUUAAAGUACGUCGGGGAUCGGAGGACCCAUGUAAUUGUACGUUGUAGUAAUUUCAUUAAAAAAAUGUUGUUAUUAUAAUAAGAUCUUAAAUCAA